Messenger RNA from Xyrauchen texanus (razorback sucker), 2937 nucleotides. It is a transcript of the gene ogfod1, whose product is annotated as 2-oxoglutarate and iron-dependent oxygenase domain containing 1. Gene Ontology annotation, biological process: regulation of translational termination; peptidyl-proline hydroxylation. Gene Ontology annotation, molecular function: L-ascorbic acid binding; iron ion binding; peptidyl-proline dioxygenase activity. The coding region runs from base 80 to 1654 and encodes 524 amino acids. The record is from RefSeq and is a predicted model, not a curated record. NCBI's taxonomy places the organism in Eukaryota, Metazoa, Chordata, Actinopteri, Cypriniformes, Catostomidae. The transcript has 13 exons. Gene Ontology annotation, cellular component: cytoplasm.
GCGAAAAAUAGGAAACGCUGCUUGUCUUCGCUGAGAAAACAAAAGUCUCCCCGGGCUUUAAUUCCCACAUGCUGUCGACAUGUCACCCAAAAAACGGCAGAAUGUUUCUGAAACGGGUGGAAAGAAUAAGAAAGGGAAACGUGGUGAACUCGCCGUGAUAAAUUCGGAUUUGAGGGAUGAUUCUAUCCAGAAAGGAAUGAGAGACGCAUGGCAGAGGAAAGAGAGUUAUUCUAAUGGCAGUGUGCAGCUGGACUGCGAGCCCUUUCCUCACUGUCAGAUCACUAAUUUCCUGCAGAGUGAGAGCUUUGUGGAGAGCCUACAAGCAGAGCUAAUUCAGCUUAAUUUCAACAGCAAGUCAAAUGACUUGUACAAGUUUCAACAGUCAGAUGAUCUGAGAGAGAGAAGAGAACACCAUAUAUCACAGAUAAGGUCAGUGAUUUUUGGGGAGUUCCGUCUGUGGUUGUCAGAAGUGUUGCAAGUGGAUUUGGAGGCAACUGUCGAUAUAUCCUGUGCCAAAUAUGAGCAUACAGAUGUGUUGCUCUGUCAUGAUGAUGAGCUGGAGGGGCGAAGAGUUGCAUUCAUUCUCUACCUGGUGCCUCCUUGGGAGCUGACAGAUGGAGGAUCACUGGACCUGUUCAGCACUGAUGAACACUCUCAGCCGGUGAGCAUUUCCAAGUCUCUGCUUCCUCGCUGGAACUCUCUGGUGUUUUUUGAAGUGUCCCCAGUCUCCUUCCAUCAGGUGGCAGAGGUUCUUAGUGAGGGGAAGUGCCGUUUAUCUCUGAGUGGUUGGUUUCAUGGCCACUCACUGCCAAGACCCCCACGCUACAUGGAACCCUCUGAUCCCCGUCACACGCACAUCCCCAGAGAUGAGAGUGUUAUAUUUGAUUGGGUGAACGAGAUGUACCUGGAUCCUCGCUAUCAGGCUCGGGUGCAGCAAGAAUUCGAAGAUAGUUCAGAGAUCUGCUUGCCUAGUUUCUUACAGGAGGAAAAAUUUAGGCAGGUGCGUAGUGCUCUGCAGUCUUCUGAAAUCCAGUGGGAGAAAAGGGGUCCACCCAAUAAGAGGUGUUAUAGCUGUGCAGAUAUCCAGAAUGUCCCAUCUUGUUUAAAGGAGUGCUGGGAACUCCUUUCCUCUGAGCCAUUCUUCAUCCUCUUGUCCAACUUGACUGGCCUCCGUCUCCACUAUCUGGCUCAGUGUGAUGAUGAGGACGAGAGCGAUGAGGAAAAGAGUGAGACAGAGAAUGAAGAUGAAGAGAACAGCACACGAGUAGAAGGCUCCAGUUGUGCCGCUGGUGCUUCAUCAGCUGAGAAUAAAGCCAAAGGACCUCCUACUUAUGUAGGAAAACUGCGUCGCUGGGCACAUGGUGACUACACAUUAUUACAUGACUCUGUGAAACGAGAGUAUGGUUUGGAUCUUCAGCUUCACAUGGGCUGUGCAGGGUGGAAGGCAGAGUUUGGGGGAUUUACAUCCUAUAUUGCACAUGAUGAAGACGAGGAGCUCUUGACGGUGUAUCCAGAGGAUAACUCCCUCGCUCUGGUCUACAGAGACAAAGACACACUCAAGUUCAUCAAACAUAUUAAUAACAGCAGCUCUGCCCAGCUUUCUGCCCCAAAUACCACAGCAUUCUAUGACUUUUGUUUUAACUACUAUGAAUGAUGUGAGAAACAGAGCGAUUGAUUGACUGUAAAAUUCAAGAGGCACUUUCAUCUUGGACUGAAGGAUGUAUAAGAAUUUUGCAAACAUUCAGUGCUAAAUUUGAUGCUCUACAUUAAAUGUAAUAAUUGGAUUGUAAAUCAAAAUGAGAGCAUUUUGUGCUAUAAUGUCAGUAAAUGGAUUAUUAACCACCCAGGUAAUGUCAUUGUUUUUUAUUUGAUCUUCAGCACAGAACUGUACCAAGCCAUUAAAAAUAGUGCAGAUAUAUGAAACAAAUGAUUUACAUUAUCAAAGCAUUUGCAAACCCUAUUUGAAAGCCUGUAUGCCAAGUAUUACUUUAAUUUUAUGCAGGUCCAGAGGCUCUUUAUGUAUUUUGAGUGUGUAUAUGCAGAGGUUUGGACAGUGUGUGAUGAACGCUGUUAUCACAUCAUGCGAGACCACACAAUAACGGUGAACCUCCGAAGUUUGACACACUGCUUUGCUAAGGAUAUCAGAGCAGAGUUUAGUUCAGGAGAGGAGGGUGUCUACAGCUUCAGAACCUCCAGUGUGUUUGCAUAACUCUUCCCUACUAGAUGAACCUCAUCCAACAGCAAUGUCCAAGUGAGCAAGUGUAGACUUCGGACUGGGAUGCUGAGCUGCAGAACCCCGGGAACAUGCCAUUCAGGGAGGGUGUGGUCCAGCUCAAGCUCCACCCAGAGAUGUGGGUGUCUCAGUUUUAACUCUAACUAUAUUUGGUCACAGAGAGGCAGUGCGUAUCUGAGGCUGCGUUCACAACGAAGCUCUAGUAUAUUCAGCGCUGGUCGCUCUGGCAACAUAAGAUCGUUCAGAACAUCUUGUGACAGACUGGUCUGAAAAACUCAAAGAACACUGAGUGACCGGCAGUACUUCAGCACUUGCCUCAGUGUUUCAGCGUUGACGCCACAUACCAGAGAAUGAUUGUUGAUGUUAAGACUUUGCAGAGCAGGACAAAGCAUGGCUACACUCCUGACAAAGGAGUCGCUGAGAGUGAAGGUAACACCCCUUAAGUUGAGCACAGUAAGUGACGACUAAUUCAUCAGUAUGUCCACUAAGCCUUGUUGCAGGUCCUGACCAGGGUAAAAGAGGGGUGUAUUCCCCACACAGCAGAUGGAAAGUCCCUCCAGCCACCCAUCACCCUUGGCAACUGCCUGCCGCAGCACCCACAGUCCUGUUCUAUGAUUAGCUGGAUCAGUCAGAUUCAUGCUCAGCUUCAAAUUUCGGACCAGUGGCAGAUGAGCAGUACAUUUUUCAGGACUACUAGUCCCUGA